AUGGCUCUGGAAGCAUGGAACGUGUACAGCGUGUGGCGGACGGUGCUGGACGAGACGGAGAAACUGGGUAAGGCGAGACUGGCGGCCGUCGAGGUGUUCCAGCAGAAUAUAUCUGAGGAAGCGAAACAGACCAGGCAGAACAAGAUCCACCUCGGGAAGAAGUUCGCUGACCAGCUGAAGGUGAUCCAGAGCGAGCUGCAGACACAGGUACAGGAUCUAGACCGAACUAAGAAGAUUUACUACGAAGAGGAACACGUUGCCCACGACGCCAGGGAGAAGGCGAGCGCCGCUGAGGAGAAGAAAUCGCAUCGGUUAAAGAGAAAGAAAGGUUCUAUAUUCCAAUCCAUACAGUCUCUCCAGAAGAACAGUGCCAAGUUCUCAGCCAAACGGGACGCAUGCGACGAAAAGUCCGCAGGAGCCCGCAACGACUACCUCCUAAGCCUGGCCGCUGGCAACGCUCAUCAGAGACGUUACUAUGAGAUCGACUUUGAAAGAAUUCUAAGGACGAUGGAGUGUGAUAUGUACGAUAAAGUAGCGGAUUACCUUACCUUGAUGAGCCGUACGGAGCUACUCACUUGUUCUGCCUCCCAGUCCUCCUUCAACAAGAUCAAGGAACAGGCUACUACAGUGACCCGAGGCUACAACUUACGCUGCUACCUGACCUUCUACCCCAUGUUGGGUCAGAAUAUACAGUAUGACUUUGAACCUUGUGAUAACGACAAGAUCGAGAAGGUCAGCAUCCACGACGAGAAUACCCAAGGCAUCCUGGAGAACGAGAGUAAAAAGUGUGUCGCCCUCAUCCAAAAGGAGACCAAGGUGGUGAGGGACGCGACCAGGAAGAUACAGAAACUAGGGGUGGCGGGGAGGCCUGAGACGGACCUGCCCCCAGACAUGGAGAUGAAGCUGGAUGAACUGCGGAACAUCAUCAGGAAAGCAGAGACUCACAGGGCGAAGGCGGAGGCUAAGUUAGAAUCUCUCAAGGAAGGCGGCUUCGAGGUGGAGGACUACACGAAGAGCCUCGACAGUGACAGUCUGGGGGUCGACCUCGAUACUUCCCUCAGCCGUUCAGGAUCCACGCUGUCCGUCAGGGAGGAGGGAGAGCCAGCAGCCGGGGAGUUAGACGGUGAACAGGUGGAGUCUGAUGCAUUGACCUCAACCUCAGCAGCUGAACCUGUGUCUGUAGACUCUGAGAAGGACGACUACAUCAUCCAGCAACCUGACGAUGCAGGGAAACUCGACCCGACCUCCUGGGACCCCGUGUCAGUGGACUGGGGUGACGCUCCGGUGUCUCCGCUCCCUCCAGUCACCAAUGGACCCCCAGAUGACCAGUCCGCCUACCCCAAGUGUACCGUCUUGUAUAACUACACCGCUCAGAACCCAGACGAAUUGUCCAUCGUGGAGAACGAGGAGCUGGAGCUGAUGGGUGAGGGAGACGGCGAUGGAUGGGUUCAGGCCAGGAACUAUAAGGGAGAGGUGGGCUUCAUCCCUCAAAACUACAUCGAGAUAGAGGAAGGAGCAGCACCCUCCGCCGCCAACGCAGACUUCGCCACCUUCCCCGAGCCAGGCACCGAGGAUGCCAUGACGAGCGAGGUGCCACAAGCCUCCGACACCACCGCCGCGAACGGAGGUCCUCAGAGGGGCAUCUCCUUCUCCUCCAUAGAGUACAACUUGGAGACGGAGGAGGAAAUGGCAGCCCCGGUGUCUUUCUCGUCAAUGGAUUACAGUUUCGAGGCCGCUGAGGAAUAUCGGGGUGGUGAUGACUACGCCUCCGAGCCGCCCAGUGACCUACCACCCCCGCCGCCGCCCACCAUAGCACCAGCCGACGCCGCCCCUGCUAUGCCUGUGCCGGGGCUACCUCUUCUCGUCAACAGUGGACAUCUUUCACUCACGGAACACUGUCGCGCCAUGUACGACUACGAGGCGACCUGCUCGGAGGAGAUCUCGUUCGCCGAGGGCCAGAUCAUCAGGAUCCUCAAGAGGGCGGUACACGAUGUUGACGACGGCUGGUGGGAGGGUGAAGUGGACGGACAGGUCGGCCUCUUUCCAUCGCUGGUCGUCGAGGAGUGUCGUUCAGACGGAGAACCUCUCACUCCUGAUGUGUUCACGUUCCAGGCCGUCUCUGGGGCGUCUCCGUGUACGACGCCGCCCCCUCACACCCCACCGGAGGUGCCAGGCUUCCUGUUGCCCCCGGAGAGAGUUAUCAUCACGCAGCCGACGCCCGUGGUUGAGACCGCUGAGGAGGACGACAAACCGGAACAGACCGACGAAGGAGCGGCUCCAUCUAACUUCGAGUCGCCUAAUUUUGAGCUGGAGCUGAGCGGCACACAUCAGGAGCAGUACUCGCGCCAGUUCAGCUCCUCGCCCGAGAGUGAGACCACGGAGAAGGAUCAGCAGUACGCCGAGCUCGUCUCCAGUCCCGACAUGUCCAACCAGGAGGCCGGUGACCAGACGACUCGGCGGGAAGAGAAACAGCCGUCAGCGACCACUUCUCCUGACGUCGCUGAAGAGGACGGAGAUGUUGACAUGGAGCGCACUGACUGGGAUCCCUCCGCCUCCACCACUCCUACGAAUAACGUGGAGGGGGUUGAUCUAGAGCCCUGGCUCGACGAAGUGGACCCCACGGCCACCAACACCCCCGACUCUCUCGAUGAGGUAGGAGAUUUCAUGAAGGCUCACGUAGUGGAGGUGUGCGAGCCUCCAGAGUCCCCACCUCUCCCAGAACCUCCCGAACAGGGGGGUGAACUGGAGUGCUCCGAGCUGGACCAGGUGGAGCCCCCAGCCUUUACCCCACCAGAGUCUCCGCCACAGGAGGGUGAUGGUGGGUAUGUGCCGCUCCCUCAGGUAGAAAAGCCUCCAGAACCUACACCUCCGAAGGUGGAGGAGAAACCACCAGAACCUACACCACCAACACCACCACCAGUAGUGGAGGAACCUGCGGAGUUGGCUGAGCAGGCGAAGAAUCUUCAGGGCGCAGCAGGCAAACGGGGCCCCAGCACAAGGAAGAACGAGAAGCAGUCUAAACUUCCGUUUGAGGUCGGCGGCAGUGGCGAGGGUCUGGGCGUGGCGCAGAUCAUCAUCACGGCAGCGACGCCAAUGGUGGAGACGCAGGAGGAGGAUAUGGGUGGCACGGGCGAGGACUCAAGGGCUGAGGCUGACCAGGAUCCUCUCGACAGCCAGCACCCGGAGGCCGAACGCUCCGAGUGUGAGGGCGAGGCGCUGGUGCUCGACGACGAAGGUCGUCAGCCCCCGCCCCCACCCGCCCCUGAAGGCCCCGGGGAGAUGAGGAUGGAGAUGGUGGGUGCCGAGGGAGGCGCGGGUGACGUGGAAGGGGAGCGGUCUCCCUCGCCCAAGUCUCCUAGCCCGAGUGACGGUCCACCUGAUCUCGACCCGGAGAAACUCAAAGCCUUAGAAAGAAUUAAAGAAUCGAACGCCUAAUGUGGGGUGGGGAUUGAUAGUUCAUUACCAUUACUUUGUUAGUCACAGUUUAUGAGGCGACUGUCAGCCAACACCACCUCAAGUUAGCCGUUUAAUCCGUCAUCUAUGGUGCAGAGUGCAAUGAGAGAUAAAUUAAAAAAUCCUAGAAAUAUCUAACAGAUUCCUCGGAUGUCAUGUAUCGAGCCAAACAGAAAACACUCACCCAUGUACCUAUACGUGUGUACCGUGCUACAUACCGCACUUGUUAAAGAUCAUCAAGAAACACAAUAGUACGCUGUUGGCCUUAGAGUCCACCUCAACUUCUCAAUAGGUGCACGAUCCGUCAACUUGAAUAUUGCAGUCCGUCAGUUUUGUAUCGGAAGGACAGAAGAACGGCGACGGGCGGACAGAUGCCAAGCCGUCGCCCGAGACACCUGUCCAGUUUAUACUACACGUGUGCAAGUGCUGUCAGGCCCUCCUAGAAGCUUAACUAAGUGUAAGCUGUUACAAUGACACUUUGUGCAUAUCUCUUUUAUCUCUCGGUGUACUAAAGAAAGUUUCCUGUGCAUCUUUGCAUAAUUUUUGCUGACUGGUAAUGUUUUUUUUUUACAUUUCUUAUAGAAUUUAAUAUAAUUUUUAUCUUCAUUUAAAACAUGUGUAGAUUUACUCUCUCAUUCAAGUAAACACGUGUCUCAUUACAGUAGGAGAACGUGACAUAUGUAUAUAAUGAUGCCAUUUUUUCUGACCUUAUUUUUAGUGGUAUUCCCUUAUUUUUAAGGGUUCAUGCUAGAGGUUCAAACUUAGCACAAUACUGUUUUGGGAUCCUGUAUGUGUACGUGUAUAAAGAAGACGUUACAGGUGUGUCUAUGAGCUUAAAUAACAAAGCCAUUCCACUUUAAACCUAUAUAACUAUCUAGACGUGUUAGGGAGAGUUACUAGUGUAAUCCCCCCAACACAAAUGAUUUUUUAUAGAAAUUCAGGAGUUGAGGUUUAGCACGACCUUUGAUUCUUAACCUUACACACAUUCACACCUAAAAUGUCUUCUUUACACACAUAAACACACACUCUCCUACAACAGUAUCCGCCAUAUUUCAGCCCCUGAUAUGACCACUUAAGUCCCUCAUCUCUCAUAUUGUAAAUUGAGAUUAAUUUUCCUAGUCUUUGAUAAGUAAUAAAUUUCUAACCCCAGGUCAAUAAGUUACGAAAAAGAAAGUGCAAGUUUAAAGAGUUUUAUUAAUAGCCGAGGCGUGAGAGAAGGUGAUCGCCCUGAACUAUGAAUUUAAACUUUUUCGAAAACUGGCGCCCUUAUGAGACACAUCUGGAUUUUUGUCAACAUUUCUGUACAAAUUAAAUCCAAAACUAUAAAGUAUUUUUGGGUGAUAUUUGAAGACAAUUUGUUUUUCUUACCGGGUGGUAUUCAACAUCAAAUUCCUUGGUUGUUUCCCUUUUACUAACAGGUCCUUCACCUUCGCUCAUUGACUAGGAAAUUCUCGAGACUCUUGUAUAAAGUUGACUAUAAAACACUCGCAUCAGCAGUGUGGGGUACAUUAUUAUACCAACAAAAUCUGGGAAAAGCUGAUAUUAAAUACUGAUACCGAUGUGAGAGUAGUGGUUCGCUAGUACCAUUGUUGUAUUGAAGGAUUCUCCACCAUAAUAAUAUGUCGUAUUUAGGCUUUUCACUUCACACUGUGUCGUUUACUCCCUCGGGCCACGGCUGAGGGAGUGAUGUUCUUGGUGGGUGGCGAUGUUACGUAGAAUUGACUGAAAGUUUGUUCCCGAGACGUCUGGUAGGAGACUAGUCCUCAAAUUAUUUCCAAGUGCUCUUGUGUGUAGCGUUGGGAGCAGCGCGUGGUGGUCGAGUAGUGUAAGCGUUGUCUUGUGUGAAGGAACUUGUUAGCAUUCUUGUUGUUCAUUAGCCGCAAGUGCCUGUGCAGACGGUGGCGUUCACGAGUGGUACUUGCGGCUAUGUUUAUAAGUAAAUAAAUACCCGAAGAGAUAAACAAAUAUAUAUGGUUCACAUCGGCUUUGCUUUUGGGUUGAUAGAUUACUGUGCCAGUCAAGGAACUCGGGGAGAGAGGCAGUCCUGUCCUCCCACCACACACACACUAAGCGAAUCUGUUAUUAGUGGAAGACUGUUAGCGGGAGUUGAGAGAAUCCAGAGUUCUGUCGGAUUAUUGUCUCGGCACGGAGGUCUUCAGUCGUGGUUCUACUUCAUAACAAAAUACAUAACAUGCAUUUUGUUAUGAGGAAUUUAUGUGGCGAAAUCAAAGACAUUGACAUCGGCUCAAGAAUGUAAUUUCAAGUUGGCGAUGUUUAAGAAUCGGAUUAUGGUAUUAGUUUCGGUGACUUACAGCCAUUAUGAUGGUUGUUGUUCAUAGUACUUGCCACUACGUACAAAUAACCAUCUUAAAGUGUCUGUGGGGAGACGGUGACCCAGAAUGACCCUACGAAAAUGAACUGGUGUGACCUACUCGAUUAUAACCUACUGUGGGACUGUAUGAUGUAUGAUACGACUUGACUUUGGACGGUAGCUCAGCGGCCGGCUUCAGUACCCGUUAAGUUGACUCUAAGAGGACGUGUGUGUGUGUGUGUGUGUGUUUAAAAUUGUCUCUACUGUUUACACGUGAGCAAACGCUCUGUUGUCCGAAUAAAUAUGAAAUUAAUAUAAAUGAAUUAGAUUGAAAGCCAGAUGCCAGAGAGAUACACCUUUUCCUCCUGUCCACCCCCCCCCCUCCCCCCCUCCAGCGAAGUUCUCUGCGUCUGUGAUUCUCUUCGAAAAAAAAAACCACAAAAAAGAGAAAUACAAAUUAUGUCAGGCACCAACUCCUCCUCCCCUAAUUAUCCCUGAGGUAAACAAACACACUUAUCUAACAUCUGGUAUAACAAGAGAUAUGUACACUUUCUUGAAUUAAAAAAAAAAGCUGACUAUCUUGUUGGAUAAGGCAGUGAGCUCAAACGUCAUUUAACAGAUAUCAUUCACACUCCCGAAUGUAUAUAAGAGUAUAAAAAGUAAAUCCAAGCACUCAUACGAAUCCCAUACCAGGUUUUUCAUCGGUACUUUAACGCACAAUGAUGCUUCGAAGCCACGCGUCAGACAUCAAUAAUAAAAACAUGUAGUCAGUGCGUUCGUGCGAGACGCCUGCAGUUGUCCCCCAUCACGAGGAACCUUUGUCACUAUCGCUUCUUCAUAAAGUUAGUUUCCUCCUCAUUUCAGUCAUUUAUUCUAUUAUGACAAUAUAUUCUGACGGUUCGUUAGCACUAGGAUCUAACUUUCUCUAACUAACCUUCGCACCAAUGAAGCUUCGAACCAAUGAACUUUUGAACCAAUGAACCUUCGAACCAAUGAACCUUCGAACCAAUGAACCUUCGAGCCAAUUAAUCUUCGAAAUAUUAAGUAGUUCCCAUUUAUUCACGGGGUUUCUUUUCUUACUACGAAUUUCGCCGAAUAAUUAAUCAAAUACAGCUAUUUAUCUCCCAUUUUGUGCAUUUUAAUUAUGUUUUAUGGUGAUUUAUCUUUUUAAAGCUAUGUUCUCUUUGGUACAGUACGUUCACAAGACGGUCAAAGAGAAAUUUGGUGCGCCAAGUACAGGUUGCUAGACUGUUGUUAGUUAAAAUGCGCAGUAGACCUAGGGGCGUCGUGAAGCACACACGUGGGGGAGCAAGUGUUAUUGUUUUAUAAACUUUUAACGGAGUAAUUAUUUGUGCUUCGAAAGCUCACAGGAGUAAACGUUUGUGUGUAGUCACCGCACAACAGAACAGAGGGAUGUGUCGUAACCUCACAACAGAACAGAGAUUUAUGUGUCGUAACUUCACAAUAAAACAGCUGUUUGUGUGUCGUAACCUCACAACAGAGUAAAUGUUUGUGUCUCCUAACCUCACAACAGAACUGCGGUUUGUGUAUCGUAACCUCACAAGAGAUCAAGCGUUUGUAUGAGACAGCGACCUACACGGACAUAAAGGCAAGUUCCACAAGUCACACACUGGCAACAGAAGGUAAGCGCGAGUCAUGGUCACUUGCUGCUCCCUCCUGGAUACCCAUUUGUGAUUUGCAGUUUGUUUUUUUGCAUUUAUUUUCUUAUAUUUCAAUUUAGUAAUAUUCUUUGAUUCAUGCCUUUUAUAGGUGUAGGUAGGUGUUGUGUGUACGUGUGUAUUGUUGCCAAGACAAAAAUUGUUUUAGAAAAUUCUAUGGAAAAUAAAUUUAUUGUUAUGAUUAUUAAAUAUUUAUUAACGUUUAAACAUAAAGCCAGUUAAAAUCACAUAAAAAUAAAAAAAAAUUUCACUAAAGAAAAAAAUAUGAAUAAAUGAGUUUAACACUGUCAGGCCGGGAUUGAAGGCAGACCCGAUAAUGUGACAAAUUUGGCUGACCGAACAUAUCUCUGAGACUAAAUCCUGGAAGACUAAGUGAUGCCCUAACUCGUGCUCAAAGUUUAUAUCAAUUCUCCCACUACGUUCACAAGACAUUAGAUCACUUGUUGGUGUAGUAGUAGUAGUAGUAGUAUUGUAGUAUUGUAGUAUAGAAGUAGCGGCGUCAGGUAAAUUAUUAAAGGCACAUUCAGGCCCAACAAAUUACAAAGGGUCUAAACAUAUACUGUAGCUCAGAUCAUUAUGUAUUCUUGUAAUAUAUCUUACCUUCGAUCUCAAGGGUAUUGUGCUGGCUCUCUCUCUCUCUCUCUCUCUCUCUCUCUCUCUCUGUUUUCUUAUUUAAAAAAAAACCCUACAUGGUCACGUAUGGGAAAUUCACAAUGUCUAACGCUCAUCCGAAUACCACAGCUUCUCUUUAAUCAUACGAGGUUUACUGUUAAAGAUGAACGCAGGUUGUUUACUAACUCGUCAACAAAACCUCUACUCCACGAAGAAAAAGAAAAAGAAUUUGCAUAAUCAAAAGAGCGUGUUUGAUUCUUAAAUACAACUUAGUCGGUUAGUUACAUACGUUUUAGGAAUUAUUUUAAUGCACGAUCAGUGUAAAAGGUAUUGAUAACCUUUGGAAUGGGGGAAAUUAUAUUCCUUCGGGAGACCAGGAUGAGACACUGAAUAAGGAGACGCUCACCCAACAACGUUAAUAUACGAUUGUUGAUAAACGUUUUCCCACUUGAAGAUUCUCCCUGGGUAGUCGCGUAAAAUAUAUAGUGUACCAUAGUACUGUAAAAAAAACAAAAACAAAAAAUGAAUAACGAAGUUUGCUUCUGCAGUCGUAUCCAAAGUGCUGGCAUCUUAAAGCACUUUUUUUUUGUCUCGAGUACAUCUCCGGAAACAAAAUACCCGAAUGCAUUUUUGUUGAGCGUAUUUCCGGAAAUGACAAAAUAUGAUCUAGUGUACGUCAAUAAACGUGGUGUAUUUCGGUGCCUGAGGAGUGAGAAAGAUCCAUCCCAGAUUCUUAAAAGGCAGAGAAAAAAAGAUAAUUCAGUUUCAUUUAAUGCUAAAAACCCAGAUAUUUUCUUAUUUUGUUUUUUGGUUUUCAAUCCAUCGUUUUGUAACGAGCUGCCUCAGGAAUUGUCUCGCGUGUUUUGUUCUAACCCAGCUGCUGCUUCUCACGUGCCUUAGAGAUGACGGGACACGGACUACUCUCGUGUUUACAUUGUUGAUUUUGAUGACUCCUGAAUCCAUAUACUUCAGGAAUUAUUACAUCUGAUUACCUAUAUAUGUCAUGAUUUCAUUAGUUAUUAUUUCUUCAAUCCAUUACAUGAAUUUAUAUAAAUGAAUCCACGUGUCAUUGUUUAAUCCAACCGUUUCGCUCGUUAUUAUUUCUUGAGUCCUUGUGUUUCAUGAUCCCAUUUAUUUCACCCAUCACUCAUCUCAUAACCCUUGUCCAUGAAUCAUUUGUACUAUGAAUUAUAUGUCCCAUGGGUUUACUUGUUCCAUGAGUCGACUUGUUUUGUGAUUCACUUGUUUCAUGAAUCUUUUUUUUGUCGAAUUAUAUGUCUGUCGAAUUCUUUGUUUUAUGAAUCAUGUUGAUGGAUCAUACAUUUAAGGAAUCAUGUGGUUGAUGGAUCAUAUGCUUAAUGAACCAUAAGUUUCAUAAAUCAUGCUUUCAUUAAUCCACUUAUAUCUGAUCCAUUCAUUUGCUUCAGGGAUCUCUUUGCUUUAGAAAUCCCAACUGAAUUACUGAAUCAUUUGGGUUAUGGAUCCGUUCAGCCUUCAUGAAUCCAUACUAUUGUAACUCUCGAAGUGGAAGUUGUUCUUAUGUCAAUAAUUUCAGUCUUUCAGCAAUAAUCCGAUGCUCAUUUCUUUCAUCAUUUCUCUCAUUAUAUUACGACAUGACCUUCAGCUUGACUGAAGGUCAUGUUAACACAGUGACACUGGAAUGAGAACUCUUAUGUCUCUCUGGUAUAAAUUUUUAAAUAAAGUAUCAGAAGUUUGUCGAGUAAGGAUGUGUUGUGUACAGUGAAUGUGUCAAUAAAUAGGUAAUAGAUUAA
Messenger RNA from Homarus americanus (American lobster), 9827 nucleotides. RefSeq names its product protein nervous wreck-like. The transcript has 27 exons. NCBI's taxonomy places the organism in Eukaryota, Metazoa, Arthropoda, Malacostraca, Decapoda, Nephropidae. Gene Ontology annotation, cellular component: neuromuscular junction; recycling endosome. The record is from RefSeq and is a predicted model, not a curated record. The coding region runs from base 1 to 3435 and encodes 1144 amino acids. Gene Ontology annotation, biological process: regulation of actin filament polymerization; neuromuscular synaptic transmission. Gene Ontology annotation, molecular function: protein binding.